AUUCUUUUGAAGGGGCGUGUAUUUUUGUUGUAAUGUUGCUUUCUAGCGACAUGGUUAUUAUUCUCAUCGCCAACGUUUCAACUAAUUGCUUUUUCAUCGUUCUUUUUACUAUCUACCCUCGACUUGUAGUUGUUGUUAGAGUCGGUAUUUACGAAUAUAUAGCUGUUGCUUUUAUUUCCUCUCCAACAUAAUUGCCCAUUUCUGAAUUUUGUUCACAGUAGUAUAUAUUCUUGACAAUGGUCCGAUUUAGGCAUGUUACCCUGGGUAGCUAUGCUUCUGUAGACAACGCUCAUUCUGGCUCAAGUAUUCGGUUCCCUCUGCAAGACCAAUUAGCCCAAUUCUGUGGCAUUGCUCAUGCUUUCGCCGAGAUGAGGAAUAACGGUGGUGAUACUCCCGCUACAUCCAAGCCCAGGCUCAUCAUUUCUCCCUCACUGCACACACCUGUGGCAAAUCUCAUGAGUCCAGUUUUUCCUACGUCACUGUUGACGACUAGCAGCGGCGCACUUCACACCCCCAUUACUUCCUGCAUCGAGAGCCCGAUCUUCCCUGUUCCUAAACUGUCACCAGUUCCGGGACCUAUCAGCUUCUCCCAUAAACACGGACUACCACACGUACCGCACAUAGAUCUGCAGACUAUUCUGAGAGGUGGUCUCAGUCAGAAGAUGAUACAGCAACAUGCUCCCAUCCCUGUCAAGUCUGAGAGUAUGGACACUGAACUUAAUGGAGCUAAUUUGGAUGUGGAUUCUGAGUCUGUGAAGAGUGAACCAACCUCUCCUACAGAAUCUAAUAGCCGGGCAGUAUUGGCAGAAAGGAUUAGAAAAAGGGUGGAUAUAACCUCGGGUCUCUCGGACCAUGAGGGCAUGGACGGCUUGUCCUCAUCCAGCUCCAGGAAAAGGUACCCUAGCGAGUUGAGCGGUCACAUUGACGAGAAAAGGAGGAAGUUCUUGGAGAGAAAUAGGGCGGCUGCUCAAAGAUGUCGGGAAAAGAGGAAGCAGUGGAUCAACAAUCUGCAGUCCGAGAAGUUCAGUAUUCAGGAGGAAAACAGCAAAUUGCAUAUCGAAGUUCACAAUUUACGACAAGAGAUUAUGAACCUGAAACGAUUACUACUCCAACACAAAGACUGUCCUGUAACGAAAGCUAGUAAGGAAGGAAAACUAGAUCAUAAUAUCCUGCAACCUACCAUUGUCUUUCCGAAUGUGUCUGAAAACAGUGAGAUAAAAAGACCGUCUCCGUCUAAGCCGCAGCCGCAUCACACCGUCCGUCUCCGCCCACCACGUGACUCUAACAACGGAGAUGCUAACGGAGUACUAGAGAAUCUAAAACGCCGGAUUACUCCGACUUCCAGUCUCAACUCGGAUCCACUGGGGCCUCUACUUGAAGGGUUGGUGACAAAAGAUGGCUUCAGUCGCUCCAAGUUCAGCCCUCUGUUUAAUCCUCUCAGUAACUUGCCCCGCAGCCCCAUUAUAGGACUCAGCCCUUUCAGUUUAGGUCCUAAUUUUGGUAGUUUUAUGUCAAUGAGCGGAUCAGUGGAGCCCCAGUACACGAUAACAAGUCUAGAUUCUCGAAUUGAAAAGGCAAGACAACAAGGGAAAACGUCCCCCAGUCGCCAAGAGAACCCUUGUCUUGACGUGGGUAACGGAUUGGUAGUAAUACGCGAGGCACUCAGCAACUGUAAAACCUAAAGUAUCCUCUAGCAGAUAAGAGGAACAUCAUCAUACAAGUGAAGCUGAGGUGAAGUGAAGUUCAAGAUGGAACGAGAAAAUGUGGGUUUGUGUGAUCGUUAAGAGGCCCAGUUUUGGGGGAAAAGGAAGACACCUAACCUACACUGUAUCUGCUAGCCAUGAGUUAGAUGCUGAGUGAAGUUACAUCGUUCCGGAAUACUACCACCCAUACCUACAUAGAGAAAGACUGUGGACACUCUGGAGGUGCAAGCCAGUCACAAGCGCUUAGGUGAACUUGUGCCAAACAUCAAAUAUAAGCCUCAUUAUAUAAUAAUUAAACGUGCAAAUUUAGUAUUACAUUUGCUUUGAUGUGUAUGAUAUAUAUUUCAAGGGUUCUGUUUAGGCGUUGUGAUUAAAGAAAAUAAUCCCUUAAACCAAUUAUUGAAGGAUUAUGUUAUAUAUUCGAUACUGAUUUAUUGAAACUAUUUUGCCGGUCCUGUGUUAUGUAUUUGCAGCUUCUGUUACCUUUAUUUUACGUGUAGCUUCUGCAUUUAAAUGUUGUUGCGUUGUCCAGUUUUUUUUUGGGUUAGAAAUGUUUAUUUCGCCAUGUAUAUUUUCAAAAGAACAUGCAUUUUCGCAUGGAAUUCCGAGAUCAUAUUAUCAACUGAUUCAUUAUUCAUACAUUCAAAGAAUACUUGCUCAAUAUUAGCUCUAAAAUAAUGCAAACUGACCCGCUAAGUGUCGGAGUUCAGUUUGUGAAAUAUAAACCAGAACAUCGUCUACUAUAAUACACACACUGUCAGGGUGUCUUUACCAAACUUAAUCUUAAAUCUGUUUUCCGCAGAUGUUCUGGUUUAUUCUCGAAAAUUACUGCAAUCAUGUGCCAAGUUAUGUACAGAAACUUUUUAUCAGAAGUGUUUUUAAAAGAUUUUAACUGUUUUAAAGCAAGAAAAUAGGCUUGGAAAUGCCAGCAAGUAUUAAAGGUAGGAUGUAAAAUGAGGCAUUUAGCAUGGAUUGUAUAGUGUGACGUUCCUUUCGGUUGCAUUUGUCGCAAUAUUUCGCAAUAGGAUUUAUUGCACUUUAGUUCCCCACAAGGGUUGAAAGCUAAAUUUGGAAGAUUGUCAAGGUUUUUAUUACUUCUGCGUUUUAACGAAAUGGACUCUCAAUUUUGAACUAUGGAUUGAACGUGGAUAGUGACCUCCACUGAAACAAAAUUGAAUGAAUGAUCAUCUGAUCAUCUUCACAAAUUGUAAAGCAUAGCAGAUUCAACUUUAUAAUCUGCUCCUGGAAACCUAUCCAGGCUGAAAAAUUUCUUCUGGCACUGACUAAAGUUGUGCUAAAAACUAUGAAACAUUGGACUGAUGAAUGCGACUGAAUGAUAGUGUUGUUGCCUAACAAUUAAGGCUUAUCUCAUACAAUUAAUUGAAAGCUUAGGCGACAAAUAAUGUGUAAAGCUCAUAUAAAUGUAUCGGUAAAACUUUACUAGCUUUAACGCUACUGAAUUCUAUUCAGCAUUACUCUUCUAGACCCUUGGAAUCUGUUCUCCAAAGAGCUAUUAAAGUUGAUACAAUUGAAAUUAGUACUGAUUAAGCCUAUAGAAGAUUGAUAAAGGACUUAUAGGCUAAUUUGUUUGUUGAGCGUGUUCGGAGGAUAGCAUCUGAGAAUAAUCAGGUUUCAGAUUGAAGUUUCUAACUUAUUAAACCUAGUUCUUAUGUUUCGUAUGCUAUUUGGCGUUUGAAGUAUGCCACUUAUCGCAGGGUUUACACCGUUAAAUUUAUAGAUGGUUUUCUCUUUAGCGAUUAUGUACACGUUUAACACUAAGUUAUUUAUGGUAAACGCUUGCAUGGAUUCGAUGCCAUGGUGAUAGAUUC
Molecule: messenger RNA, 3532 nt
Organism: Bolinopsis microptera
Lineage: Eukaryota; Metazoa; Ctenophora; Tentaculata; Lobata; Bolinopsidae
Product: transcription factor jun-1-like
Exons: 7
Coding region: 237-1682 (481 amino acids)
Biological process (GO): regulation of transcription by RNA polymerase II
Molecular function (GO): cAMP response element binding; DNA-binding transcription factor activity, RNA polymerase II-specific
Source: RefSeq, a predicted model, not a curated record